Messenger RNA from Sphaerulina musiva SO2202, 1127 nucleotides. RefSeq lists its product as uncharacterized. The record is from RefSeq and is a predicted model, not a curated record. Bases 189 to 1127 code for a protein of 312 amino acids. The transcript has a single exon. NCBI's taxonomy places the organism in Eukaryota, Fungi, Ascomycota, Dothideomycetes, Mycosphaerellales, Mycosphaerellaceae.
UGGACUGCUACAUGUAUCUGAUGCUACCCACACUACCUAUCUGUAUCUGUCGAGUCCGCAGAGUCUCUCUCUCUGUUGCUCCCUUUUCCUCUCUUCCUCUCGCCCCCAUCCAGCACUAUACACUCUACCUCUUAGGGACAGAUUGUUGUCACCAUUCCCAGAGCUAGUCCUGUAAUCACGCUCAUGACAUGGACGUGCAAUUGAUUUUCGCCGUUGCCACCGGUUCUCUAGCGGUAUGCUCGUUGAGCAUCCUAUCUAUCGUCUUCUUCGUGCGUCGAAAACGUCGUCGAGAAAUGGCGAAGCAGCAGAUUCCCGCAACUCAGAUCUUCCACCUCCCUCCCAAGAUUCGACUGAGUGGUGGCGACGAUGACCUCCAACGACCACGAGAUCCUCCUAUACAAGACGUGGCCCAGUUCCGCCCACGUAUGAGCCACACGCCAACCAUGCACUCCAUGUCGACAGGGAGUCCCAUCCUGUCGCCCAUGUCCAGAUACUCUACAGACACUACCGCUACCUAUCACCGCAACAGCUUAUCCCGCACGUCCACCAUGACCAACAACAACAACAACAACAACAACAACAUCCAGCAAUAUCAUGGUCACCUUGCCCCCACUCCACACUGGUCAUCACCGCCUAUCUUCCCAGCCAGCCUUAUGCCUGGCUCCAGAACCAAUCUGGAAGCAGCAAACAGCUGGCUUCCCCCUUCACCACCACCCGCACUAGACACAGAUGUGAGACGAAUGUCUUACGAAGCAAGUCCCCUUCAACAACACGACCCGGCUCAUCAACUCUCCGCGCCACUAGGACCACUCCACCCCCAUCCAUCGAGCAAUAGACGCCUCACAAUAGACACGCCUCCAUACGCAUCCCAUGCUUCAUUACAUAGUAUCUCAGAGCGUAAUGCUUCUUAUCCUCCUCCUCCUCCUCCUCCUCCUCCUCCUCCUCCUCCUCCACUGCCAGUGCACACGGCUACGAAUCAACGAUACUAUAAUGCCAAGAACGGAACGAGAGAAACCCUCGUGCAUAUCGAAGGAACGCAGAAUGCACUGCCGGAGCUCUACGGGAGUGAACCUACCGCUGUCGGCGGGAGGGGCAGGAUGAAGGAGCGGUUGCGGAGGAGUCGAUAA